AUGGCGGUCACCGUUGCAGCUUCCGGCGGCUCCAAGGGCAAAUCCACUGAUAAGGGCCGUGGAGAGCAUUUCCUGCGCCAGGAAUCGCGAGUGGAGAAUAUGGAUUAUAUGAUCGGCCAACAAGUAUGGAUAAAGGUGGAGUCAGAUGAGUUGUUUGCACUGGCGACUGUGAAGUCGUUUUCUUCUGACAAAGUGUCAGUGUCAUACAAUGGUCAACAGAUGACUGUGCCGUUCAAUCACUGCCUGAACAUAGAUGUGAUGAACGCUCCUCUGGAAACGCAUGACCUUGUGAAGUUGCGUCAUGCGAACAGUGCUGUAGUUUCUGAUAUCUUGCGCACACGUUUUAUGUCUAACAUCAUCUAUACCUAUGCGGGUAAGCUACUGGUUGUGCUUAAUCCGUUUUGCCUAAUCCCUAACCUAUACGGCAAGAACGUGAUCGAACGUUACCGUCGUUGCGACACUUCUUUAGGUUUUCCUUCAGAUGCACCACCUCACACUUACGCUGUAGCGCAGUGUGCCAUUAACGGUCUCUUACGUAGUGUCCAAUGCCAAUCUUGCAUUGUGAGUGGUGAAUCUGGUGCCGGUAAGACGGAAACUGCGAAGCAGUUGAUGGACUUCUUUGCUCAUGGUCCAGCACAAGGGUCAGACUCUGUUCAAAAGGUGGUAUUGGGUUCCAAUGUUGUCCUGGAGGCAUUCGGUAAUGCUAAAACGUUACGUAACAACAACAGUUCCCGUUUCGGUAAGUUCGUAAAGAUUUUGGUAGCUCCCGAGGGUGGUCUGAGAGGUGGUAUCAUCUGCAGUUACAUGUUGGAGUUAUCUCGUAUCGAGUUCCAAAGUGAGGGAGAGCGGAAUUACCACAUUUUUUACCAAUGCCUGAAGGGUCUUAGUGCCGCUGAGAAGGAGUCCUUUGGGUUUCGGUCUAUGGAUUAUUACCGUUUUUUGAGUGGUGGGAAGUGCUGCGACGCUCCUGGUAUUGAUGAUGUUAAGGACUUUGCAUCGGUACGUAAUGAGUUGGAGCAGCUAUUUCCAGCGGGUGGUUUUGACGACUGUAUGCGUUGUAUAUCCGGUAUUCUGUUGUGUGGUAACAUUGAGUUCACUGAAGUGUCUGCAUUGGGUGUUGAGAAUGCGGCAUCAGUGUCUACCCGCGGCGACUUUGAGCAGAUGUGCAAGUUGCUGGGUUUCAACAGUGAGCAGGCUGAGCGUGCUCUAGCUACUAAGGUUGUGACCAUUCAGGGCAACAGCAUUGUGUCUGCGGUAACGGUAGCUGCCGCAGAGGUGAAUGUGCGUGCUCUUGCGAAGGACUUGUAUGGUGCCUUGUUUGAAUUUUGCAUCGACAAGAUCAAUAGCAUUAUCCAGUUCGAUGACAAUGCGCAGCGUUGGAUUGGCAUUCUGGAUAUUUAUGGUUUCGAGUACUUUCAGCGUAACACUUACGAGCAGCUGCUUAUUAACUAUGCUAAUGAGCGUCUGCAACAAUAUUUCAUUAACCGUGUGUUUGCGUCUGAGAUUGCGGAGUAUGAUGCUGAGGGCAUUGACCAUUCUUCUAUUCAUUAUACGGACAAUUCUGAGGUAUUGCAAGUUUUAGACAAGCCCAACUGCUCCGUUUUUUCGUUUUUAGAGGAGCAAUGUUUGAUCCAGACAGGUUCCUCCGAGAAGUUCACAGCAAGUUGCAAGUCUAAGAUCAAGAACUCUUUAUUUGUGCCUGCGCAAGGUUCAGUAUGCCGCUUCACCAUUGUGCAUACAGCUACGUCUGUGACUUACGACACUGAAGAGUUUGUUCCGAAGAACAAACACAAGCUGAGUAUUCCAAUUGUUGAGCUGCUACAAGGUUCGUCUAACAGUAUCGUCCGCGCAAGUGCUGGUCGUAUUCCUGCUGAGACGGGUAACAUGAAAGGUAAGUUCAUGGGUUCUAAGUUCCAAUCGUCGAUUGGUGCUUUGAUGCGGACUCUUAAUGAGACCCAGUCUCACUUCAUCCGUUGCAUUAAGACUAACCAGAAGAAGCAACCUCUUCUUUACGAGGCUGGUAACGUGUAUGGUCAGCUGAUAUCUUUGUCCAUUGUUGAAGCUAUUCAAACUAUCCAUCGUGGUUUUGCUUACCGUGCACCUUUUGAGAAGUUUUUGAGUGACAACGAGUUUCUGAAUUCUUAUGCGAAAGCGUCUUCGUCUGAUACUGCUGAGUUGAAGGUUACAAUUGAGACUAUUUUGCGCAGCCUCGGUAUCCCUGAAAGCGAUUAUCAGUUGGGUCAUACUAAGAUUUUCCUUAAGAAAAAUGGUUGGAUGUUACUUGAGAAGGCAUUUUUACAAUAUAACCAAACAUCCAAGCCUCUUUCUGCUGCGCUUUACAGCAUUUAUCGCGUCUGGCGUAACCGCCAACACCUUCAAAAUAGUCGAACGGCUAUCGUUAGGAUCCAGUCUAAUGUUCGCCGUUACUUGGUUCAGGCAACCACUUUAGUUUUGAAGGAGCGUAUAAACAACUUUGUGGGUCUUGUGUUGGUGUUUGAUAUGAUUUUGAACGAAGAUCCGCGUAUCGUCUCUGCUACUAUAAUCCAAUCUUGGAUACGUAUGCGUUUGUGUCGUAAUCGUUACUUGAAGCUAUUGGAGGCUAAGCGUGCUGAAGAGCGUCGUAUCCGUGCGGUUGCUAACUUGCGUCGAGUGCGUGCAGUUCGUAAUGCCAUGGGUGCGUCUCACUUUUUAUUGCGCAUUGCAGAAUUGCGUCGACGUGAGCGUGCUGCCACUACUAUUCAGUCAUGUUGGCGUAUGCACGUAGCGAUUCGUCGUUUGAACCACCUCCGUCUACGUCGUCUCACUAACUUUGCCGCAACGCUCAUCCAGAAGCAUGUGCGUGGUUACUUACAACGUCGCUCCUAUCGCCAAACACUUGCACUGCGCCCUCACGUAGUUCGUAUCCAAUCCGCCUUUCGUACGUGUUUAGCAAUAAAUCAUCUUGAUAGACACAUCGGCCCACGGUUACAGGAGAUCAGGCUUCAUCAACGGAUGAUGUCUAAUCUACGACUGUUUCAAACAGUGGUUCGUUCAGCUAUUUGUCAUCGUCGUUUAUUGGCCGCGAACAAUGCUGUGUUAUCGCUGCAGAAAUACUUUUGGUCUCGUGGCUGCAAUGAGGAGAUGUCUCGUGUCCAUAAUGCUAGUGCUACGAUAAAGUCAUAUUGGAGGAGUAACCGUGGUCGUUCUGUUGUGCGUGUUGAGCGUGAACGUCUGUUACAUGAUGCCGAACGCCAGUUGUUUGAACGUCUGAGCUGUGAGGAGACUGUUUGUGCGCACCGUAUGUUCGAUCGUUGUCGUAACAGUCCGAAUCACCGGUUACUUCCAGUUCAUGUUAACGUAAAUUCUGAUCAUCGUCCAGCUUACGCUGAUGGGUGGUCACCUUGUUUGGAAGGUUUGUUGACCAAGGGGCGUUCUUCCUUCCCAUGCAUAUCUUCCGUUGGCAUGUGUAGUAAGAGUAGCAUUGUCGUAUUAGAUGGCAGUGCAGUGUAUAGUUUCGGUGGAGCACGAUAUAAUGGCACUGCUCGUGCCUCCUCGGCGGAUGUCAAAUUGUUGGCGUCUGUACCGCCUCCUCUAAAGGUUCUAUCGGUACAUUGCGGUGCGGAUCACACUAUUUUGCACAUAAGUGACGGUACGCUUUACGGUUGGGGUGACAAUGCACACGGGCAAUGUGGCGUUACUCCUAGCAAAGGUUCUUUCGCUUAUCCCUCUCUGAUACGCAUGCCAGUUCGCAACGGUUCACCUGUUCGCAUCCGUUCUGUGAGUGCCGGGUGGUACCAUAACUGUGCAGUUGAUGAGUCAGGUGCAGUAUUUGUUUGGGGUAGCUGUCGCGAUCUGAACCUCCAAUGUUUCACUGAAGACCUACUAUUUCCUGUUGAGAUACCUGCUGGAGCAUGGAAGCAAGGGGAUGUUGUGGAUAGUGUACAAUGUGGUAACCGUGUUAGUUACUUAUUGACUAGGGGAGGUAGGGUGUUGUCUUUUGGUAGGACUACUAACGGUCAGUUGGGUCAUGAGUUUUGCGAACGAUCACUUCCUCGUGCUAUUUUAAUUCCCGGUCGUGUAAUAUCGCUAUCAUGUGGUGGGAAUUAUACUGUUGUUAUAACUGAUUCUUUUGAUAUUUUUGUGUUUGGUACGGUUUUGGGUGUUCGUGGAGGUCGUGAGGUUCGACAGCUGUUUGCUUCGCCCGAAGGUCUUUCGUAUGAUCGCAGUGCUUUGGGUUCACCUGCUAUGAGCAGUAGCGUAGGUCUUUGGGAAUGUAACUUGCUUACUGAGGAUGGAUUGAUUUGCGCGUGGCGUUAUGUGGUUCUGGAUGGCGGUUCUGCUCGUCCUAUACUGUAUCGCUACUCCUACCUCUCAGGUGUUGUGUCACGUGAUGUCUUUACGGUAUUUAGUGAGUUUUUAACCGCAACUUUUGUCGUCCUGUGA
This is a messenger RNA of Babesia sp. Xinjiang, 4422 nucleotides long. RefSeq names its product Myosin-A. The record is from RefSeq and is a predicted model, not a curated record. Gene Ontology annotation, biological process: actin filament organization; vesicle transport along actin filament. Bases 1 to 4422 code for a protein of 1473 amino acids. The transcript has a single exon. Gene Ontology annotation, cellular component: cytoplasm; myosin complex; actin cytoskeleton. NCBI's taxonomy places the organism in Eukaryota, Apicomplexa, Aconoidasida, Piroplasmida, Babesiidae. Gene Ontology annotation, molecular function: actin filament binding; microfilament motor activity; ATP binding.